CAAGGCCCGCCACAGGCUAAAACACACACACAAAACUGGAUGGAACUAAUUUCUGCGCCGUAAACCAUCGAAAUAAGGAACAAAUGACCCAAUUUUGUGCCACUAUUUACGUCUGUUAAGAAAUGUUUGUUUGGGUGGACGAGAAGAAGAAGAAGAAGAAAGUUUUUGUUGGAGGCGAGGACGGCCGAGAAGUUACGUUAGCCUCCUUCCUUUAUCUUUUGGCGGCCCUGUGUCUUAGGGUGAGGGAGGAUAAACAGUGUAAUGCCAUUGGAAAGCAAAGUGUGGGGAUAAGCAGAAGAGAGGACCAGAAGGAGGAGGACUCACGAGGAGAUACAGGUCUGAAGAGGAAGAAGAAGAAGGCAGCAGCGAGUCGUCUUUCAUGCUGUCGUUCAUAAAUUAUAGUGCGCUGGUGUCUUAGAUAAGCCAGUGUAACGCCAUUGGAGAGCAGUGUGCGAAUAAGCAGAGGAGAGGACCAGGAGGAGGAGGACCCACGAAGUCGUACAGGUCCUAAGAGGAAGAAGAAGGCUGCGAGUCGUCUUUCAUGCCUCAGCUGACGACCUCGCCGCCCUGCACGACCCUCGAGAGGACGCAGCGGACCCCCUGACGAGAAACAAUGCCGAAGGUGAAGUCAGGCCGUGUGUAUGGCGGCGUGUUCCCCGAGUACGAGCUGCGGCGCCGUGAGGCUGGGCUGCGGCCUGGCCUGGGCUGGGAGUCUGGGCUGCGGCGCUGCCUCUACUCGGCCAUCACGCCAUGCACCUCCUGGGACCCUCACGACCACGACCCCAAGACGGGAUUCGUCGGUCACGGGGGGGUUUUCAACCUGGAGUUCUCGCCUGAUGGGAGUCACCUGGUGGCGGCGUGUGAGCAGCGGGCGGUGAUGGUGUUUGACCCACUAUCUCGACGGCAGGUCCACCACAUCCCCCACGCCCACGAUAACUGUGUCAACUGUAUCAAGUUCCUAGACUCCCGUGUGUUCGCCUCCUGCAGUGAUGACCAUACGGUGGCGCUGUGGGACGUGCGGAACCUCAAGCGCCGCAUCCGCCUCCUCCAGGGGCACAGCAACUGGGUCAAGAACAUCGAGUAUUCAGCCGCUGAUGGCAUCCUCGUCACCUCGGGCUUUGAUGGCAAGAUCCUAGGCUGGGACAUAAAUGGGUGAGCGGGUACGGAGGAGAGCCUGCUGCCAACGGAGCUCUUCAAGAUGCAGGGGCUGAUGCGGAUGCGACUGAGCCCAGAUUGCAGCAAGUUGGUCAUGUGCACCACCGGCGGAUACAUGGUUUUGGUGCACAACCUGAGCCUUGAACACCUCGCCCAGGACCUUCAGGACUUCAAGCCGAACAUGUACCGCCUGAUGCAGCUGUCAAACACGCCGCUGCCGCAGGCCGCCAUGUUCACCCACCUGUUCUAUGCCCAGCGGAACCGCGUGGAGUUCAUCUCGGACUUCCCACACUCCAACGAGGCGGAGGUGAUCCACUCCCUGCAGGUGCAUCCCCAGGGCUGGUGCAUCCUGUCCCGCAACACCUCCAUGGAGGACUCAUCCGAGUGGAGCUGUGUGCAUGACAUCCAGGAGCUCGGUGUGACGGCCUGCAAGGACCAGGAUGAGGACGAGGACAAUGCAGACACUGGUCCUGCCGAUGACCUGCUGUCCUACGAUGACGUGCCGCCCGCCGCCACCCCCGAGCCUGAAGUGCAUGUCGGGAGCAGCGGUGGCGGCGGUGGCGGGGACAGCGGAAACGGUAACGGCAACCUACACCUCUCAGUCACCUUUAGCCCCAGGAUGGAGAUAACGCUACGCCACAGCCCCAGGGACGAGGUGGAUGACGGGGGCGGGGGUGGGGGCGGGGGCGGGGGCGGUGGUGGUGGUGAGGCAGGAGGCAGUGGCGGCGGUGGUGGUGGUGAUGGGGGGGUGGCCGGGGGAGGGGCCGGGAUAGCUGGGGGUGGUGGGGGUGGUGGCGGCGGAAUUGACAUCCAGUUCCGCUUCACAUCGAUGGAUGUGUUUGAGGCGCUGGAGCACAUCCGGGAGCGGCGGGAGGAGCAGCGGCUGAGGCAGGACCGCCAGCGCCCCGCCCGGGAGGCCGCCGACAGUGGCAGUGGCAGUGGCAGUAGCGGCAGCGGCAGUGGCAGUAGUGGUAGUGGUGGUGGCUCCUCCUCCAGUGGCGGCAGCAACGGCGAGGCAUCCUGGGAAGCCCUCCCACGCCUCAACCGCAACAUGACCUUCAGCCUCAGGAACAGGCGUGAGGCAGGCCGGGAGGGCAGCGGCCGGGAGAACACGGCUGCGGGGUCCGGCGGUAACAGCGGCGGCAGUGGCGGCAGAACAGCCCCCUCAGCCUCCCUAGACUCCCAGAACGCUUUCUACAUCCGCACGGGUUCAGGCAACCACCGCGCCAUCUUGCUGCUGCGGCCAGGCCAGAACUACCCGCGUUACUACCGUACGGUGGACCCAAACCACAAGAUUGCGCGCAACAUCCCGCGCCUCACCCACUACAUCGAGGAGCCCAAUGUGGGCCGUGGCUUCAUCAAGGAGCUCUGCUUCAACUCUGACGGCCGCCUCAUCUGCUCGCCCUACGCCCAUGGGGUGCGGCUCAUGAUGUUCGACCGCAACUGCUCGGAGCUGUCCACCUGUGUCCAGGACAAGCCGCAGACGCUCUACGAUGUCUCCACCAGCAACUGCCACUCAAACUGCGUGGUCAGCACCAAGUUCUCCCCGACACACUGCCUUCUAGUCUCUGGCUGCCUCAAUGGCAAGAUCGUCUGGCACCAACCGGUUCUCUAGUGCCGCAGCGAGGGCUGGUGUGCUGUCGUGUAUCUCAUGAUGGGGUGGGCAGGUGUGGGGAGGGGUGG
Eriocheir sinensis (Chinese mitten crab) is the source of this 2838-nucleotide messenger RNA. Its product is annotated as DDB1- and CUL4-associated factor 10 homolog. Gene Ontology annotation, molecular function: protein binding. The record is from RefSeq and is a predicted model, not a curated record. Gene Ontology annotation, cellular component: Cul4-RING E3 ubiquitin ligase complex. Lineage: Eukaryota; Metazoa; Arthropoda; Malacostraca; Decapoda; Varunidae. The transcript has 6 exons.